Molecule: messenger RNA, 6012 nt
Organism: Hemibagrus wyckioides
Lineage: Eukaryota; Metazoa; Chordata; Actinopteri; Siluriformes; Bagridae
Product: cytoskeleton-associated protein 5-like
Exons: 43
Coding region: 195-5873 (1892 amino acids)
Biological process (GO): mitotic spindle organization; microtubule polymerization; establishment or maintenance of microtubule cytoskeleton polarity
Cellular component (GO): spindle pole; kinetochore; centrosome
Molecular function (GO): microtubule plus end polymerase activity; microtubule plus-end binding
Source: RefSeq, a predicted model, not a curated record
GGCUUUCUCUUAGACACACAUUUUAAAUGAAGCUCGCGCCGCUCAGCUGCUCUGUGUUAAAGCUGUGGUUCGGUUAGUGUACGGGAGAGUUACGCCUUUUAAGCAAAACAAAACGUUGAUUUUAGGAGCAGGUUUCAUGAGAAAUCGGAGAAAUCCCAGGACUUCUUAGACUCUCAAACCAAACGCAGUGCAUCAUGGGAGACGACAGUGAGUGGAUGAAGCUUCCCAUUGACCAGAAAUGUGAACAUAAGGUCUGGAAAGCGAGGUUAAGCGGCUACACCGAGGCUCUGCAACUGUUUCAGAGGAUUACAGACGAGAAGAGUCCAGAGUGGGGCAAAUAUCAAGGACUGAUCAAGAAAUUUGUCACUGACUCGAACACAGUGGCACAACUUAAAGGACUAGAGGCAGCUUUCGCUUAUGUUGAAAAUGCACAUGUGGCAUCUAGGACGGUCGGUGAGGUUGUGUCCGGCAUGGUGUGUAAAGUCUUUAACCAGCCCAAAGCACGAGCUAAAGAGCUCGGCUCGGACAUCUGUCUGAUGUACAUUGAGAUCGAGAAAGGAGACGCGGUUCAGGAAGAACUUCUCAAAGGUCUUGAUAACAAGAACCCCAAAAUCGCUCUGGCCUGCGUGGAAGUGUUGAGGCGGGCGGUGAGUGAAUUUGGAGCCAAGAUCAUCAACCUGAAGCCAGUUGUGAAGGUGCUGCCCAAGCUCUUUGAGUCCAGAGAGAAAGCGAUUCGGGACGAGGCCAAACUGCUCGCUGUUGAGGUUUACAGGUGGAUCCGAGACGCCCUGCGUCCUCCGCUUCAGAACGUUAACUCUGUUCUGCUAAAAGAGCUAGAGGAUGAGUGGGCAAAGGCAUCAGCUCCUCGACAGAGUCGGUUCCUGCGAUCACAGCAGGACCUUCGAACCAAGUUUGAGCAACAGCAGCAGAACGGAGGAGACGGAGAUGAGGAAGCAGAUGGUGAUGUGGAGGAAGCGGCUCCUGCUGUCGACGCCUACGAGCUCCUGGAGGCAGUGGAAAUCCUCUCUAAAUUACCAAAAGACUUCUAUGAGAAGAUUGAGGCAAAGAAAUGGCAGGAGAGGAAAGAGGCACUAGAAGCUCUGGAAGCUUUAACCAAGAACCCUAAACUGGAGAGUGGGGAGUAUGGAGAUGUUGUCAAAGCACUCAACAAGGUCAUCGGAAAGGACACCAACGUCAUGUUGGUGACGCUCGCCGCUAAAUGCGUUGCCGGGCUCUCUGCUGGCCUCCGGAAGAAAUUUGGCCCUUAUGCCGGUCAUUUGGUGCCAACUAUUUUGGAGAAGUUCAAGGAGAAGAAGCCUCAGGUGGUUCAGGCGCUGCAGGAAGCAUUAGAUGCAGUGUAUCUUUCUACGACGCUUGAAAGAGUGAGUGAGGACGUGUUGGCUGUGAUGGACAACAAAAACCCAUCCAUCAGGCAGCAAGCUUCACUGUUCCUCGCCAGAAGUUUCCGCCACUGCACUCCGGCCACGCUGCCCAAAAACCUCCUCAAACCGUUCUGUGUUGCAUUACUGAAGCAAGUGAAUGAUUCUGCUCCAGAGGUUCGAGACGCAGCUUUCGAAGCUUUGGGCACGGUGCUCAGGGUGCUGGGUGAGAGGGCCGUUAACCCUUUUCUGGCUGAUGUGGACAAAAUCAAAGUUGACAAGAUUAAGGAGUGUGCAGAGAAACUGGAGCUGCCUGGAGGGAAGAAAGCUGGAGGGCAGAUGAAGGAGCAAAGUGCUCCGAAAGCCCAGCCUGCAGCAGCUCCAGCUAAACCGUCUGCCCCUGCCAAGAAAGCACCUGCAGCCAGUGCUGCUAAGCCAUCUGCUCCCAACAAGAAGGGUAAACCGGCUGCACCCAAAGGAACAGCUGCUUCCGCUAAAGCUAAGAAACCUGAGAGCAAGGAUAUGACUGAAGCUGAACUCUCGCCCGAGGUAUCUGAGGAGAAAGCCUCUGCAGUUCUUCCAGCAUCCUGUAUGCAGAUGCUGGACAGUGCAAACUGGAAGGAGAGGGUGGCUGCCAUGGAGGAGUUUCUUAAGGCCAUAGAGCUCAUGGAUGCUAAAGAGAUGCCCUGUCAGGCUCUCAUCCGGAUGCUGGCCAAGAAGCCUGGCUGGAAAGAGACAAACUUCCAGGUGAUGCAGCUGAAGCUCCAGGUUGUUUCUGGCGUGGCUCAGAGAGGCUCGUUUUUCUCCAGAACAUCAGCGCUGGCUGUGCUGGAAGCUGUGGUGGAUAAAGCUGGAGACGUGAAGUGUGGCGUGAGAGCUAGAGAGACACUCAGUGCUAUCGCUGAAGCCUGCACUCUUCCGUGGACUGCAGAACAGGUUGUAUCCAUAGCCUUUGGUCAGAAGAAUCCUAAAAACCAAGCUGAAGCUCUGAACUGGCUUUCUGGUGCUAUAAAGGAGUUUGGCUUUGCAGGAAUAAAUGUAAAGGCGUUUAUUAAUAAUGUGAAGACUGCCUUGGCUGCUACCAAUCCAGCUGUGAGAACUGCUGCCAUCUCUCUCCUGGCCGUGAUGUACCUGUACAUGGGUGCUCCUCUGCGCAUGUUUUUCGAGGAUGAGAAAGCUGUACUGCUUUCACAGAUAGAUGCAGAGUUCGAAAAGAUGAAAGGUCAGACUCCUCCUCCUCCUACAAGAGGUUUAUCAAAAGCGAACGGGGUUGAAGGAGAGGAUGAAGGUGAUAAAGAGGAAGAAAAUGAGGGAGGUGCAGAUGUUGUGGAUCUUCUGCCUCGAACAGAUAUCAGCGACAAAAUCACCUCUGAAAUGGUGUCAAAAAUCGGCGACAAGAACUGGAAGAUGAGGAAAGAAGGACUGGAGGAAGUCACUGCUGUAAUCUCGGAGGCUAAAUUCAUCAAACCCAACAUCGGGGAACUUCCUGUGGCACUAAAGGCUCGCCUUACAGACUCCAAUGCCAUACUGGUCCAGCAGACUCUCUCCAUCCUACAACAGAUUGCCACAGCAAUGGGUCCUGCACUAAAACAGCAUGUUAAAAGCCUCGGCUUCCCGAUCAUCACUGUGUUCACUAACAGCAAGAAUGCUGUGCGGACGGCAGGUUUGGCUACUCUGAAUGCAUGGGUGGAGCAAAUGGGCAUGAAGGAGUGGCUGGAGGGGGAGGAUUUGGCUGAGGAGCUGAAGAAAGAAAAUCCUUUCCUUAGACAAGAGCUAUUAGGCUGGCUGGCUGAAAAGUUACCCACCUUGCGCUCUGUUCCCUCGGAUUUUGCAAUGUGCGUUCCUCAUCUCUACUCCUGCUUGGAAGAUCGAAAUGCAGAUGUGCGGAAAAAAGCUCAAGAUGCACUUCCUGUGUUUAUGAUGCACCUGGGUUACGACAAGAUGAACAAAGCUGCUGCCAAGCUGAAGCCAGCAUCUAAAGAUCAGCUGGUGGUCUUGUUGGAAAAAGCUCGAGGUGCCAUGCCUGCCAAACCUGCAGCGCCGAGUAAAGCGGCACCUGCUGCUACCAGCAAUGUGAAGCCUGCUGCAGCAGCUCCAGCUCCAGACAAAACCGUUCCAGUGAGUGAACCUUCACCAGCAGAACCCAAAAAGACCAAACCGGCAGCUGCACCCAAAGCUAAGACUGUUGUGAAGAAACCAGCUGGCAAAGUCGAGGAGGAGCGGAAUGGUCCAAUCUUCAUCCUCGUUCCCAAUGGAAAAGAGCAACGGAUCAAGGAGGAGAAAAGUCUAAAGGUGUUAAAGUGGAACUUUUUAACGCCACGUGAGGAGUAUGUUGAUCAGCUGAAGAAUCAGAUGGCUACAUGCGUGGCUAAAUGGCAGAUGGAAGACCUCUUUCACACAGAUUUCCAAAAACACAUUAAGGCAAUCAGCACCAUGAUGGAGCACCUGGAGGCUGAGACCGAGGCCACAGUCAGCUGUUUGGAUCUGAUCUUGAAAUGGUUCACCCUGCGCUUCUUCGAUACGAACACCAGUGUGCUGAUCAAGGCUCUGGAGUAUCUCAAGCUCCUCUUUGCCACUCUCCGUAACCAGGACUACCAUCUCACUGAGCAUGAAGCCACGUUGUUCAUCCCUUACUUCAUCCUUAAGAUGGGUGAGCAGAAGGAUGUGGUGCGUAAAGACGUGCGCAACAUCUUUAGCCUUCUGCGCCAAGUUUACGCAGCUAGCAGGAUCUUUCCGUUCCUCAUGGACGGCACCAAGUCCAAAAACUCCAAACAGAGAGCCGAGUGUCUGGAGGAGCUCUGCUGUCUUGUUGGACUGUUUGGAAUGUCCGUCUUCCAGCAGACCGCAGCAAAAUCCCUGCGUGAAAUUGCUGUCCACAUCGGCGAUCGAGACACAUCCGUCCGUAACGCUGCUCUGAACACAGUUGUGGCGGCUUAUAACGUCUGUGGAGAGCAAGUGUACAAGCUCAUUGGCCAGUUGUCAGAAAAGGACAUGAGCAUGCUGGAAGAGCGAAUCAAGCGAUCUGCUAAGAAACCCUCGGCCCCGGCUGCUCCUGUUAACAAACAGCCAGAGGAGAAAACGUCUGUUCCAGCUAACGCUAGCCUGCUACGCAAACUGAACCCCGAGGCAGCAGCACCAUCUAAGCUGAGCGAGAUCCGGCGUCAGAAUGCUGCGGCGGUCCAGCAGCCGAGCUCUGCCGAGUCGUGCCAGUUUCAACUCGACCCCAAUUUCAUCGUGGAACUACCUGAAAAUAUCUUACCCGAACUUCUGGUGUUGGAUACGACGGAAUCGUCACCUCUGGAAGUGCCGGAGUUCAAGUACAAGUCUGUCUCCAGCAGUAUUGAACCUGCAGCCAACAUUAGGCUGGUCAUUUCACAGGUCGCCAGUGCAGACAUGAAGACCAGCAUGCAGGGCCUGGCUAAGAUUGUGGAGAUUUUGCACAAGGAGAGUGAAUGGAAGCUGAUGUCGGGUCAUGUGGACGAGUUCAUUGUCGUGGUGCUGAUACAGCUCGGCUUGCAGUCCAGCAGGUGCAUAGGGAGCGAAGGAACACAGCACAUGGAGAAAGUCUGUGCUUCCGUUAUCAACUGUCUGAGCUCGCUGGUUUUGGCCGGCAGACUGGUUCAGGAAGCUUCGCGGGGAUUGCUGAAGAAUCUGAUUCAGGCUCUGCUCUCACUUGUGGUGGAUCCUCGACAUCAGCAGGACUCUGGAGAAUCACGAGAGCUCAUCCGGUCUCUUCAUAUCCUGCUCUCGAAUUUGUUCAAGUCUGCUGAUCCCACCAACACGCUCAGUGCUUUGCUGAUGUUGUUACAAGAGUCCACUAUCACCACUGUAGGCAUGGAGUUUUAUGAAAUGGUCAUGAAGUGUCACUGGCGUAUGAUCAAGCUGCUCCCAGAGAAGAUCGAGUUGCUUUACCUGGACCAAAUUCUUCUGGACAUCCACAACUUCAUGAAGGCUUUUCCUAAAGAGCUGCUCAAACAGAAACCCCAUGAUAUGGCUCAUCGCACCGUCCGAACGCUGCUACACACACUGUACAAACUCGUCGGCCCCAAGAUUAUGAAUCAUCUGAGUCUGAUUGAGAACGUCAGCGAGUCCGAAGUCGACGCUCAUCUGAAGAGAGCGAUGAAGCACCCGGUGUCCUCGCUGAAUGAAAUGCCCCAGAACAAAGAAAAUGUUGGUAAAAUGCAGGUCCAGACUUCUGCAGGAGCCCAAGCGGUCAUGAAACUGGCCGCAGCAUCGAGCUCCAGCGCUGAACCUUUGAAGCAGACCUCUGGCCUUCACAGCAGCACAAAGGACAACGCAGACCAGUCCAGCCUCCCCACAGUGAGCACCAAGUCGGGCGCUCCCUCCUCCAUGGACAUGCUGCUGUCUCAGCUGUCUAAACUGCGCGAGUCUCGGGAACAGCAGGGCAGUGAAACCGUCAAGCUGCGCAGUCCUCCUCGAGACCUCGACGAACUACGAGCGAGACUGGAGAAGAUUAAAGCCAGCAUGCGUUGAUACAUGUUUGUCUUGCGCAUAGCUCUGUAUUUUACUUGUGUGUCUUACCUGUACAGAUUUAUAAUUGUUUGUCUUUUGGCCUCGUCUGUGUGUUUACUGAUACUUUUACUUCAGGAUUAAUAAAUAGAAUAUCUUUUUC